Messenger RNA from Salvelinus namaycush (lake trout), 198 nucleotides. RefSeq names its product 39S ribosomal protein L33, mitochondrial-like. NCBI's taxonomy places the organism in Eukaryota, Metazoa, Chordata, Actinopteri, Salmoniformes, Salmonidae. Gene Ontology annotation, cellular component: ribosome; mitochondrion. Gene Ontology annotation, molecular function: structural constituent of ribosome. Gene Ontology annotation, biological process: translation. The coding region runs from base 1 to 198 and encodes 65 amino acids. The transcript has 4 exons. The record is from RefSeq and is a predicted model, not a curated record.
AUGUUCCUCACUGCUGUAAACCUGGCCAAGGCCAAGUCAAAGACUGUCCUAGUGCAAAUGGUGAGUGCUGCAGGGACAGGUUAUUGUUUCAACACCAAGAGGAACCGACUACGGGAGAAACUGGUGCUGCGAAAAAAUGAUCCCCUGGUGAACAAGCACGUUCUCUUUCACAAAAAGAAGAAGAUUAGGUCGAUUUAA